CUGCUACAUAAUAUGUGGACACCACCGCGGUCGAUCGGGUACUAGAAUAAUAUUAUGUUCCUCCGUCUCACGUUAAUACAUUUUUUUUAAAUAUAUUUUUCGGGUAUAAAAAGAAAACGGUAAAACAAUAGUAUAUAAUAUGGGUCGUCGUCGUCCGUUUUUUUCCGUCCAAUAUAAUAUUAUUGUAUUACACCCUCAGUAGCGGUUUUCCGUUGCGUUACGCACGCGACAAGUCACAUUUCCCACACGUGGCUUACGACGUUCACCGCCGCCGGGACAUUCCGAUCGUCUCCACCCCCUCGCGAACGGCGCGCUUCGCUCACAGGUGAAGUCUGGGGAAAAAACGCUUCCCUUGUCUCGUCAUACCUGCCUCGCGUGUACGCGAUGUUAUUACUGUAUUAUUUUUUUUUUUUAUUAUUGCUCUCGUGUAAGGUAAAAAUAUUAUACACUUUUACGCGCUCAUUUCAAACGUCUCGUGCAUAUUGGAUGACAUUGUGGCGUAAAUAUAAUAAUACUAUGCGAUUUGUACACCUCUUGCCGUGCACUAUAAUAUGUGCGAUGUACACACACACACACACACACACUUAUAUAUAUCUCUCUCUCUCAUAUUCACAACACACACACACUCACUCACUUAAACUCACAACACACACUCUAACCGGCUACGACAGAGGAGAGCCUUCGCCGCACAUUCCUCGUGUGUGCGUGCGUGUAGAGGACGCGCCGCGUUGGAGGAGAAGGGCAAACGCGCGACGACGACCGGCUGCGUGUGCGGCGUGCCGAGUUUAUCGUACGCGUGUAAUGCGUUUACGGCGGCGGUGGCAGAGGGAGGCGCGCGGGCGGUCGGGCGUUUAUAUUAGUCGUCGACGCUGCCGUCGCCGCGUUCGAACGGGGAUCGAUUUACGUGGAAGCACGGUCGCGGUAAAAUCUUCCGUCGCCUACCUCUCUAACCAACAAGUAUAUCCGUUGGUGGGUCUAUAGUAGUCGUAAAAAUCGUCUGUCGAUCUUCCAGAGCGAUACGUUGAUAUUAUGUACGUUCGUAGAAUAUUAUAGGUUAUUUUGAAAUGUCGUGUACUGCUAUGGACACGGUUGCAUCGUUACACGUCCAUAAUACCGGCUGACUCUAACUUAUAUACUCUCGUUUAUAUGAUAAUAUAUACGAGUAAGGUCAUUGAGAUCGUGAAUGAACUCCUCGGAUAGGAGACGGUGACGAUGAUUGCCGCUGCGACACGUGCUCCUUUAAGCUACAGUAACAGCGAGCUUUCGAACCAGGCGCACUCCGUAAUUAUGACCCCGAACGACAUGGAUCAGAGUCAACAGCAAGCCAACCAGGGUAACACUCAAGAUUACAACGGUUACGCGUUCGGCCAACCUAGUUCUCAAUUCCAACCGAGACAGCCGGCCGUCCAGAGUGCUAACAAGAUCGUAAUCAGUAACGUGCCCAGCACCGUUCGAUUCGAACAGUUGGAUCAGAUACUCCUGCAGUUUGGUCAGGUCAAAGACAUCGAGAAGCUCAGUCAACGCGAUGGACCUACACAGGUCAUACAGAUCACAUUCGAAUCCACCGAACAAGCACACAACGCAUUAGCCAAUUUGCCAGGUUUAGAGCUUGAGGGUUGCCAAGUUAAAGUUGAACCAGCCAUGGAAAGGAGAAAUCGUAGUGCGAUAAGACAAAGGACCUAUGGUGCUCCUGGGGCCACUCCUACUAUUGGAAAUAGACAAACAGAGUUCCCGUUACGUAUACUUGUGCAUAGCGAUAUGGUUGGUGCAAUCAUUGGCCGUGGUGGUUCUACAAUCCGACAAAUAACACAACAGACAAGAGCCAGGGUCGAUGUUCAUAGGAAAGAUAAUGUUGGAUCUUUGGAAAAAGCUAUAACCAUCUAUGGUAAUCCAGAGAAUUGCACUAAUGCAUGUCGUAAAAUUUUGGAGGUCAUGCAACAAGAAGCGACAAACACUAAUAAAAGCGAUGUGAUACUGAAGAUCUUGGCUCAUAAUAAUCUGAUUGGUAGAAUAAUCGGAAAGGAGGGUAAUACGAUCAAGAGAAUUAUGUCUGAGACUGAAACAAAAAUUACUGUAUCUAGCAUAAAUGACAUCAACAGCUUCAACUACGAAAGAAUAAUUACUGUCAAAGGCUCAAUAGAGAAUAUGUCUAAAGCAGAAGCUCAAAUUAGCGCUAAGCUCAGACAAAGUUUUGAAAACGAUCUACAAUCUAUGGCUCCUCAAACUGUUAUGUUCCCUGGACUUCAUCCAAUGGCAAUGAUGUCAGCAACAGGUAUAACUUAUCCAGGCCGCGGUGGUCCAACUAGUUAUCAACAAUUUGCACCAGCACCAUAUCCUCCCAUGUAUCCAUCUACCAUUCCACCAAUUAAUCCAGCUUUGGCUGCAGAUGUUCAGGAAACAGCAUUUUUGUUUAUUCCAAACAGUGCCGUUGGUGCUAUAAUUGGUACUAAGGGUUCUAAUAUCCGUAGUAUGAUUAGAUUUAGUGGCGCUUCAGUCAAAGUUGCAUCCACAGAAAAUGAAAAACAAGGAGCAACUGGUAGUGCAGGUGACGCAAACAGCGCACAGCAAGCUAGCCGAAAAGUGACAAUUGUUGGUACAGCUGAUUCUCAGUGGAAGGCUCAAGGUAUGAUAUUUGACAAAUUGCGAGAUGAAGGUUUUGUCCCAAAUAAUGAAGAAGUUAGAUUGACGGUAGAAAUAUUGGUGCCUAGUAGCCAAGUUGGUCGCAUAAUAGGUCGUGGAGGAUCAAAUGUUAGAGAAUUACAAAGAGUAACUGGAUCCAUAAUUAAACUGCCAACACAAGGAUCAACUGAUGGUACAGAAGAUACUACUACUGUACACAUUAUUGGCCACUUUUUGGCUACGCAAUCGGCUCAAAGAAGAAUUCGUUCAAUGGUUGCAUCUGGAGCAAAUCCGGUGCCACGUCCACAACAACGCAACAGCAGACCCACAGAAACACCACAACAGUGAGUCGAUGACAGUUACCAUUAGUUCCUAGCAAAUAUAUCUCCUCCACCGACGUUAAAUAUUUUUACAUUAUAAAUAAUGAUAUUAGCAUGAUACAUUAUUUUUGUCGGUUUAUUUGCUAUAGGAACUAAUGGCUGUCUUUCCUCACAACAAAUUAAGAGCUACUGUUGACCUUAUAGGUCAAAGGAGGGGAUGUGACUGAUUGCGUGACCAAGAGUACAAACGAUUGUUAGGGUAUAGACAGAGACGAUUUUUGCCUCUAUCUACCUUUCACAAUCGGCUCUUUUUAUACAUGAUUAAAGUUAGGGAUUUUUUUUUUUUAAUUAAAAAGAGGGAGACAAAAUUUUGAAAAAAAAAUACCUUUUUUUCCUUAAAUUUAUUUUUGAUAAAUUGUUAAAAGUUAUUUAAUUUUUAAUUUAUUAAUUUUUUUUUGUUAAUUUUUUUUUAUAUUUAAAAAGUAUAUAUUAUAUAUAUAUUUAUAUAUUUAUAAAAAUUUUAUAAAAAAAAAAAAAAAUAACUAUGGUAGGAUGUAGCACUCCCUUCCCAGGAGGGUUACAUAGAAAAUGGAGAUACAAAAUUUCAAAUUAAGUUACAACACCCCUCAAAAUUAAAAACAAAUUAAAACAUUUUUUGCUAUUUCUAAAUAACAUCUUCUCCCACAAAAACAAAACGCAAUCUAUUAUUACCUUUUUUUUUUUUUGCUCUUUUACUAGGUUGAAAAAUUGACCUGGCUACAAAUUUAGCGAUAAUCCAUCCAUCCCCCACUUACAUAAAUUAAACAAUGCCACAGUAGCAUUUCUAAAUGGACUAGUAGGAGGUCUAGUCCAUAACAUAAUUGUUAUACUAUAUUUAAUUAUAAAUAAUAAUAUAAAAAAUAUAUAUUGUUGACAUUUAACAAUUUUGUCUCCAGCAUCUUGUUCUAGACUUACAUACUUAAUAAUCAACACAUACUCAAUUUAUUAUGGGCAUUAUAUAAUUAUAAAAUUAUAAUUCAAAAUAACUGUCUGUGACUUAAAACAUUGUGAUUCACAUCAAUAGAAUAUUUUUUUGUAUUUUAUACUCUACACAAUAGUUUAUAUACAGUUUUAUUGUUAUACUUAAAUUUAAUGAUAUAUAUUUAGAACAAGAACGCUCUGACCAAGCAACCCCAAGCUUUACGAAGCGCUUAACCAAAGAUUCAUUAUACAUAGCUCGGUUACUGGGGGAAAUAUAAACAAUUAUUGACUUAAAAUUUGAAUUUAUUCGGUUAUAAAAAUGUCGUGAAACACUAAUUAUUAUUAUUAAAGCAACUUCAUGGGCAUUUGAAUAUGUAAUAAAAAACAAAAAAAAAUUAUACAGAAUAAUUGAAAGUUAAUUGAUUAUUAAACAUUAUUAUUACUAUUAUAGAAUAGGUAUCUGUAGAUUCGUGAGCAUAUUUCCUCCCGUAUCUAUUUUUUUGUUUUAAAUUUAUAAUAAUUAUACAUUCAUUUUGUAUUUGUAAUAGUAGUUAAAUCAACCGUACAGACGGCCGUUUGUAUCUUGAACCAUUACCGAUGUUGUCAUAUUAUAUAUCAACAAAUGUAUAUUAGUUAUAGUAGAAAUUAAAACGGCUGAUUGAUAUGAUAACACAUUUUAUAUUAAUUGUACAAAAACGUAAAUGGGGUUUUAUUUACUACUGCUGAAUAUCCACCAAUCCCUAUUUACAAUAAUUAUACACGUUUUACAACUUAAAGAAAAAACAAAAAAAAAAAUUAUGGAUUAUUCAAUAUUUAUGUGUAUUUUAGAACUAUAAUAUAAACCAUAUAUUAUUUUAAUUUUUUUUUUUUUGGCUAUUUAAAAUUGUGAAAAUAACGUCAUAUUUAUUUUACAUUUAACCAAAAAUUUAUAUUACAAGAUAAUAAUGAAAAUAACUUUAUUGUGCUUGUCUUUAGUUUUUAUUCUUCUUAUUAUUAUUAUAUCUUUGAGUGCUUCAUUUUUAUAGUUAAUAAUCUCAUUUUUGGGCUUUAUUUUUUUCUUGGACAAAAUAAUCACUGUAUUUAUGACAUGAACGCAUAGACGAAAUUUUUUUUUUAUAAAUGUCUAAUAUUUAUUUUUAUAGCUUGUAAUAGUUGUUUAAUUAGAAUUACAUAAGAAAAAACUAAUACAAGCUCAUGACAAGAAAACCCAAUUGUUUAAUAUUUUACCCAUGUACUUGUCGAUUUUAAUUUUAAUUUAAAGAAAAAUACUUUUUACACAAAAUAUAACACUUGGUUCUCUUUAAAACAACGAUAAUGUAUAAUUUAAACUACACAUGUUGAUUGUAUGUAUAAUCGGUUGUUCCAUAAAGUUCUGUUUGAAUAAUUUCGGGUUCUAACACAUUUUGAGGCGUUCAAGUCAUUAGAUAAAAAUUAAAAAACAAGAAAAAAAAUAAUAUGUUUUUGUAUGUAUUUAGAUCACCCAUAAGCCGUAAAUAAAAUAACACAUAAAUUAGCAUUAUAAUAUUUAUAGAAUAAUUGUACGCUUUAUAUUUUUUCUUAAAAAAAUUAAAUUUUUUAUUUCAAAACUUAUCAUAGAAUAGUUUGGUGAAAGGGUUAGUAAAAAAAUUAAAUAAACGAAUAAUAAUAAUUAAAAUAUAAAUAAUGAUUUAUAAACUAUAUUUCCAUAACACCACUGGUAGGUAAGCCGACUGUAAAAAAAUUUAAAUAAAAAUAAGAAAUAUAUAUAAUAUUUAAACAAAAAAUAAAUUAAGACCGAGAAAGAGCUAAGUAAAACGCAGGGAAAAAAACCACGACAGCCUCACCCGGACACAACAGGAGUAUAUAUUAUUUUGAUAUUUUUUAUUAUUGGGGGGAGUGAUGUUAGGCGAUAAGAUAUGCAGUUUUUUUUUCCACAAUCUGUCCAUCAGCCGUUGAGUGCAUUUUUUCCAAUGAAUCCAAUGUAUCGUUUGUAAUAGAAUUAUAAUAUCUGUGUAUGCAUGCAGUCAGGACUAAGAUAAUUAUUUACGUACGUUGCAUUUUGUAUGAAUUAUUAUUAUUAUAUAUAUAUGUGUCGGAGAUAUUAUUAUGUAUUCGGUUAUCUUGUUCUUGUUUAAUUUUGACGACGUUUCGCGCGCUGUUAUUUGUUUUGUAUACAAACGUGCAUUUUAUUAAUAUGUGUUUAAGUGUCCAGUGUUUGUGAACGCUGUGUUACAGUCUCCUUUUUCUACCAUGGGAAAAAAAUUAAAUUAUUCUAGUUAUAAAAAAUUUUAAAAAAUAAAAUAAUAAUCGUAUAUAUGUAUGUAUGUAUGUAUGUAUAUGUAUAAUAUAUAUAUAUUAUAUUAUAUAUUUGUUUGUCUAA
This is a messenger RNA of Aphis gossypii (cotton aphid), 6258 nucleotides long. RefSeq names its product insulin-like growth factor 2 mRNA-binding protein 2 (gene Imp). Gene Ontology annotation, biological process: nervous system development; regulation of gene expression. Bases 1213 to 2967 code for a protein of 584 amino acids. Gene Ontology annotation, cellular component: cytosol; nucleus; cytoplasm. NCBI's taxonomy places the organism in Eukaryota, Metazoa, Arthropoda, Insecta, Hemiptera, Aphididae. The transcript has 11 exons. Gene Ontology annotation, molecular function: mRNA 3'-UTR binding. The record is from RefSeq and is a predicted model, not a curated record.